This is a messenger RNA of Calidris pugnax (ruff), 1823 nucleotides long. It is a transcript of the gene SKA1, whose product is annotated as spindle and kinetochore associated complex subunit 1. Gene Ontology annotation, biological process: mitotic cell cycle; cell division; regulation of microtubule polymerization or depolymerization. Gene Ontology annotation, molecular function: microtubule binding. The coding region runs from base 52 to 813 and encodes 253 amino acids. Lineage: Eukaryota; Metazoa; Chordata; Aves; Charadriiformes; Scolopacidae. The transcript is spliced from 6 exons. Gene Ontology annotation, cellular component: spindle microtubule; outer kinetochore; mitotic spindle. The record is from RefSeq and is a predicted model, not a curated record.
UUAAAUUACCACAUUCUUUUUUAUUUCCCCUCAUUGGAAUAACAGAGGAAGAUGGCGUCCUCAGCCCUGGAAGAUUUAAGCUUUCACAUCAACUUGAAGAUUUCAACUAUUAAGAAGACUCUUCAAUUAAGAAACAUAGGUCAAGAACCAUCCCUCAGUUCGAUGCUCUCUAAAAUAGGACAGGACGUAGUUCUCUUGCAUGACCUCCUGAAUAAAAUGGAAGCGGAAGUUCAACAGCAUGAAAAACUGAACAAUUUGCUAAAAGAGCUCCAGAAGUCUGUGGAGAGAGACCAAAACGAAGCACAGCACCUCCGUGAAAACAUUCCUCCCCAUCUGCCUAAACCAACUCAGAGCUGCAUCACUGGGCCAACUGUGAAACGGGAAGAACAAACCAAAGUUGUCGAACCCCAAUGUGCGAAGAAACCUACAAAGGAGGCAAGAAUUAUUAAAGAAGCCCCCUUAAUCACUGCUGAAGAAUUUGAGAGUGUUCCUGCGUAUAUGAAAGGUCGUUUAACGUAUGAGCAGAUUAACGCGGUCGUUCAAGAAAUCAACAAGGCCGUGGUGGGCAAAUACAAGAUCCUGCAUCAACCUUUGAAAUCUAUGAAUGGAGCCGUCAGAAAUCUCUACCACAGGUACCUGGAAGAAGAAACUAAGGAUACAAAAGGUCAAUUUUUUAUCGUGGAGGCCGAUAUCAAAGAGUUCACUCAACUGAAAAUGGAUAAGCGCUUCCAUAGUAUCCUCAAUAUCCUGCGCCACUGCCAGAGAGUGAGAGAAAUUCGGGGCUCAAGACUUGUCCGCUACGUCAUCUGCUAACGAGCUUUCCACGUUCUUCUCACCCAAGAUGGAGAAGGUUGGAAGCAUUUGGAGCUGCAGAGACAUUUUGUUGUCCUCAAAGAGAUUCUACGUGUGGACGUUCCUAUCCCACUUUCUUAAUUUCUAGAAGGCAGUAGUGAGGACUAAGUGUUUUUUUCAGAUGUCUCUCCAAAAUUAGGAGUGGCAAUAUCAAAUGGCCUGGAAGGAUUUGGAGUUUUGUUUUGAAAACUUGAGAGGAACUACUAUCUUUUGGUAAAUUACAAAUGCAAACCAAGCUCUGGGAUUGGCACACCUGUGGUCACAGGCGGUUUUAAUCACAUUUUGGGGUCAGCACUUGAAAAUUAAUAAUGUUCCUUUUGUGUUUAUGAGUUGGAGGCUGUGUUUAAGACUCUGGAGCUACUCAAAGGAAACAUUUGAGUGCUGUUUUUUUUUCUAAUCCCUCAAACCAAUUUCCAGAUUUCCUUUUCUUCUUUUAUUUUGUUUUCUUCUUAUCCUAAUUGUAUGUUUUGGAGUUUCAUGCAUCGUUUGAACAGGAAGAUCCGAGGUGGUUUAAACAUUUCCAGACUGAUGGUGAUGGGUGGUUCUGUUAGCCAUAUGGUUUUCAUACUUCAUCAUCCCACCCAUUUUUUAUCCAUUAGAAUGAAACUGGGGAGCAGUGUGGGGGUUUUAAGUGAAAAUGUUGACUUUUGUGUUGAAAAUACAGGUCGUAGUCGUCACGGGUUUUAUUCUAGAAGGUUGCUUUCAACCUAGAAGGUUGAAUAUAGAAGGUUGCUUGUGUAGUAAGUUCCAGAAUAGAAUUAUCAUGAUAAAUAUCCACUCUGCAAGCAAUCAAAACUGUUUUGAUAAGAAAAGCAGUCAUCUUUCUCUUCCAUGAACCUGUAUCUGAUUGUGUCCUAACAACUAAUCUAAAAUACUUCCUCGUCGGUGUUAAAAUGACAAUUUAAUGAGCAAAAAGCCCUGAAUGAACUUUGAACUUUCUCAAUAAAGAGAUCCCGGUGAGUGCUGUGUAA